Molecule: messenger RNA, 1598 nt
Organism: Polychytrium aggregatum
Lineage: Eukaryota; Fungi; Chytridiomycota; Chytridiomycetes; Polychytriales
Exons: 5
Coding region: 1-1305 (434 amino acids)
Molecular function (GO): protein binding
Source: RefSeq, a predicted model, not a curated record
AUGAAGCAGUGGCUCCACAUCAGUCUCGGCCUGCUGGCCCUUCUGGGUGGCGUGCGCUCCUCGGAUCCUUCGCCCGUCCUCGCCGUCGUCGGCACCGAGGAUCACUGGACCGCCGGCAGCACACACACGGUGGCUCUGACCUGGACUGAGUCGACGGCUGCCGCUCCCGAGUUGCUGGGAACGUAUCAAAUCGACCUUGCUCUUGUGCCCGCCGACAGCACGUCCGGCAAAUAUCCUUUGGCGUCCAUCGUCCAAGCCUCCACCGCCCGGGCCCAGGAUAUCGCUGCGACAGUGCCCUCUGAUACACCUGCAGGCGAAUACUCCCUGAGUGCUUGUGGUGGUGCCGAUCGGACCUCUACCUCCCCCAACGACCGGGGCACCACCUCCCCCAACGACCGGGGCACCACCUCCCCCAACGACCGGGGCACCACCUCCUCCAUCGACAUGGUCCCCACCAACGACCACCACAGCCUGGUCCCCACCAACAACUACCACCACAACCUGCCUGGAGUCGCAACGAGCUCGGGCAGCGACAAUUCUUCCACUUCGUCCAUCAUCAUCGCCGUUGGCAUCGUUGCCGCAAGUGCUGUGAUUGUCGGCGUUGUGGUUUCGUGCACCCGGUCCCGCAAGCCCACUACCUGGCGUGUUGACCAGCUCGAUAACAACAUCCCGCGAUCCGAGACUGUCUCGGCUCCGAUGGUGGUGGUGGACUCUCGCGAUCCCCAGGCCCGAUACUCGGACUACCGAAUCAGCCAAGUGAGCUCUGUAUCGUCUCAGAAGCCUCUCGGAAACUUUGUCCAUUCGGGUCUCACCCUUGCCCCCGACGGCCGCAACAGCAUUGUCGGCUCGUAUCACUCCAGCCCGGCUCCGGUCCAGGGUCUCUUUGUCCUGGAUGAAUCAAAGACGGCUGGCAACUAUUCGCGACCCAGCAGCGGCUACGGCAACUCGGUCACCUCAUUUGGAAGCCAGCCGGAUCCCAGAAGCCCAGUCGUCGUCACGGCGAAGCCGCCCACGUAUGAGAGUGUCAUGCUGACGACGUCUCCACGCGACUCGAGUGUGUACUCUGUCUCUUCAAACUCGGCUCCUUCCUAUGCCGGAUCGGCCCAGAUGAUCCCGAGCCUUCCCAGGCUUGACUUCCGCGAGGUCAUCCAGGCUCGAUCGGCCGAGCAGCCCGACGAGCUCAGUAUCGCCGUUGGACAACGCGUCGUUGUGCUCCAGGAGCUGCCUGACGGCUGGGCCCUGGCCGAGAGCGAGACCGGGCAGCGGGCCUAUGUCCCGCUCAACCACUUGAGGAAGCUAUCGUAAAUAGCUGACACGUCCUCAAGAGUAAAGAUGACUUCAAACCGUGGCUGGAAAGCCCAACAGAAACGGAUCAGGUGAACUGAUCUACAGCGAUUCGUCGAUCUGCCACUGUGUCCAAUUCUAUGAAGUCGUUCUCAUAGCCACACGCCCCGACCGCCCUUGCGCGGCCAGCAACCUUCCUCCAAGUUCAGCCAAUCGGCCCAAGUUUGUCACAAUCUCCGCUCUCUCGCGGCCCCUGUUUUGAUUUCUCAUUGAUCAAGUAUUUUCAUUCAUUGUUGCUAUUUUUUCAUUCGUGG